CGGACAUGAUCAAAGCGGCGGUGUAUUUUGGGCACAUCUCCAUCGGGGAGGUGGAGCUGUGGCCCAAGGGGGAGACGAACCUGGCAGCGGCGCCAUGGGUGCGGGAGAUCCGAGUGGACCGCCUCUCCCCGCCCAGCGAGCGGUGCCCGCCGCUCGCCGUCCUGCAAACCGUGUCCCCGACUGGCCGCUGCCUCGUGAUGGAGUCGAGGCCGACAGCCACAACGGACGAGCCCCCCACGCCGCUUGUCUCCAUGCACACCGCUUGCCUCAGAGACAAUAAGACAGCGGUUUUUCCACUUGGAGCAGAAGAGAUCCAUUUAGUGGCAAUGAAACCCAAGAGUAACUUGCCAAACCAUGCAUGCUUUUGGGGCUAUAAAGUACCGUUAGGCUUGUAUACUUCUUGCUUAAGUAUGUUGAAUCUUCGAUGCCUAGGCAUUGUGUUUGACCUUGAUGAAACACUAGUUGUUGCCAAUACCACACGGUCUUUUGAAGACAGAAUUGAUGCAAUCCAGAGAAAAUUGAGUAAUGAGUCUGAUCCGCAGCGUAUUAGUGGUAUGCUGGCAGAGAUCAAGAGGUACCAAGAUGACAGGUCAAUGCUAAAGCAGUAUAUAGAAAGCGAUCAAGUUAAUGAUGGUGGGAAAGUGUAUAAAGCGCAAUCUGAGGUUGUCCCACCUUUAGCUGAUAGUCAUCAACCUAUGAUACGUCCUAUCAUAAGGCUACAAGAGAAAAGCAUUAUAUUCACACGUAUAAAUCCAUCGAUAAGAGACACCAGUGUUCUGGUAAGAUUAAGGCCUGCUUGGGAUGAUCUUCGGAGCUACUUGAUUGCAAGAGGUCGGAAACGUUUUGAGGUGUAUGUGUGCACUAUGGCUGAGAGAGACUAUGCCUUGGAAAUGUGGAGGUUGCUUGAUCCUGAUUCUAGACUGAUAAACUCUGUUCAACUUCCUCACAGGCUUGUCUGUGUCAAAUCUGGCUCUAGUAAGUCUUUGCUAAACGUAUUCCGUGAUGGAUCUUGCCACCCUGGAAUGGCCCUAGUGAUUGAUGAUCGUCUGAAAGUUUGGGAUGAGAAGGAUCAAUGUCGAGUUCAUGUUGUUCCUGCCUUCUCUCCAUAUUACGCUCCACAGGCAGAGGCAAACUUCCCUAUUCCAGUUCUUUGUGUUGCUAGGAAUGUUGCAUGCAAUGUUCGGGGUGGCUUCUUUAAGGAAUUUGAUGAGGGUCUCCUACCAUGGAUUAGUGAGGUUCAUUUUGAGGACGAAUUAAAUGAUGUCCCUUCCGCUCCUGAUGUUGGUAAUUAUUUGAUUUCAGAGGAUGAAAAUGCUGCAAUUUCGAAUGUGAACAAAGAUCCUCUGGCUUUUGAUGGUAUGGCAGAUGCAGAGGUGAAAAGGAGAAUGAAGGAAGCAGUUAGCAGUGUUCAAGCUGUGGAUCCAAUGACAACAAAUGUUGACAUGAUGUCAGUAGCUGCUAACCAACAAUUCAUUCCAUCUUCAUCUAUUCCGAUAGCACCACCACCCGGGAUGGUGCCUUUGAAUAAUGAUCAAGAUCAUCAGCCUCCUUCAAUCAGCUGGCCAGUUGCUCAAUCUGGUUCUGGAGAUACCUUGCAAGGUUCUCCAGCUAGAGAAGAGGGUGAGGUUCCUGAAUCUGAGUUAGAUCCUGACACAAGGAGAAGGCUUCUCAUAUUACAGCAUGGCCAAGACACAAGAGACCCUUCGCCACCCUUUCCUGCAGAACCUUCUGUACAAGUCUCAGUUCCUCAAGUGCAAUCUCAGGGAAACUGGUUUCCUGUACAGGAUGAAAUGAACCCAAGAAACUUAAAUAGGACCUCAACAGGGUUUCAUUCAGAAUCUGAUGCUGUACAUAGUGAUAAAAAUCAACCACCACAUCAGUCAUACUUACCUGCUGGGGAUAAUCCUAUAUCUUCCGAUAGACUUAACUAUCAGAACCAGAGAUAUCCUUCUCAGCCGCCUCACAGUGAGGAUCAUCAUAUGCUUCAGAACCAGGCACCUACAACCUACAGAUCCUUUUCUGGAGAUGGCAUGGCAACCCAGCAUUUUCAUCCAGGUCACAGAAGCAGCCAAAUGGAGUCAGGGCGUCAAUUUGGACAUUAUACAGAGACAUCUGGUGCGGUGUUGGAGGAGAUUGCAGCAAAGUGUGGAUUUAAGGUGGAGUACCAGUCAACCCUAUGCGAUUCUGCCGAGUUACGAUUCUCCAUUCAGAUUUGGAUUAUUGGAGAAAAAGUUGGUGAAGGAAUGGGAAGAACUAGGAAAGAAGCGCAACGGCAGGCUGCUAAUAUGUCUUUAAGAAAUUUGGCAGAUAAAUUUCUGUCGUUUGAUCCAGAUAAGUUGACAAUUCCGAAGGAUAAUGGUUUUUGUAGCAAUACAACCUCAUUCAAAUAUACAGGAAGUAGUAGAGAUGACAUGUUACCAGUCGCAAGCACUUCGGAUGAGUCUAGAUAUAUGCACGAGAGAGUUUAUAACUCAGUCAAAUCCGCUAGUUCUGUUGCUGCUCUCAAGGAGCUUUGUACAGCUGAGGGGUAUAACUUAGUUUUCCAAGCUCAGCCACCUCCAUCAGAUAGUUCGACAAGGAAAGAAGUUCAUGCUCAGAUCGAGAUAGAUGGGCGAAUCCUGGGUAAAGGAGUUGGAGCAACAUGGGAGGAAGCUAAGCUACAGGCUGCUGAUGGGGCUCUGAAAACGUUGAAAUACAUGCUUGGUCAACUUGCACAGAAACGGUCUGCAUCUCCAAGGACAUUUGCAUCCAAUUUUAGUAAGCGCUUCAAGCCAGAUUUCCAGCCAGCGGUGCAAAGGAUUCCUCCUGGCAGAUAUUCUAGGAGUGACAGUUAUAUUCCUUGAUUGUUUUGUCUGAAUUCUGUGGACAUGGUUCAUCAGCAACUCAAUGCAAUCUGUGGCCUCUGAAGAACUUCCACAAUUGCAAGUCUGUCGGAGAUGGUUGUGAAGGCAAGAAACAACUGUACACGCCAGUACUGUCAUGUUCUGGAUUUCGUCUUCCGCUUGUCUCACUAUCAUUUCCAAGCUAAAUCCAACAGGUGUGUCUUGCACGGAAUUGUCGCAAUGUGCUUCCCGAGUGAGCUCGUGAUGCUGUAAAUAUUAUCUGCCUCAGGCAGGAUGGCAGCUGGUCAAGAGACUUUUUUUUAUAUUAUACAUGAGGUUAGCACCACAUGUUCUGAUGUAAUGGGUGCCCGGUAGUUGAGCACGAUUUGGUCGCUGAUUCUGUUGAGGUGGCUAGUGAUAUUCCUUAUUUGUUUUCAUUAUAGUUUAGACUUCAGGAAGUGAAGUAAUUAAAAUUUCCUUUCUUUUAA
Messenger RNA from Lolium rigidum, 3310 nucleotides. Its product is annotated as RNA polymerase II C-terminal domain phosphatase-like 1. The coding region runs from base 6 to 2843 and encodes 945 amino acids. The record is from RefSeq and is a predicted model, not a curated record. NCBI's taxonomy places the organism in Eukaryota, Viridiplantae, Streptophyta, Magnoliopsida, Poales, Poaceae. Gene Ontology annotation, molecular function: RNA polymerase II CTD heptapeptide repeat phosphatase activity. The transcript has 17 exons.